Messenger RNA from Leptidea sinapis, 1996 nucleotides. RefSeq names its product gamma-glutamyl hydrolase-like. The record is from RefSeq and is a predicted model, not a curated record. Gene Ontology annotation, biological process: tetrahydrofolylpolyglutamate metabolic process. The transcript has 8 exons. Gene Ontology annotation, molecular function: gamma-glutamyl-peptidase activity. NCBI's taxonomy places the organism in Eukaryota, Metazoa, Arthropoda, Insecta, Lepidoptera, Pieridae. Gene Ontology annotation, cellular component: vacuole. Bases 556 to 1665 code for a protein of 369 amino acids.
UAUUAAUGGUAAAUUAUUGUAAAGCUCUUUAAAUUAUUAUUUUUGGUAAAGCCGAUAAACAUUAAUAAGUACUGAGUCGGUACGUACAUCUAGGCACUUUCUAUCCAAUAGUGCCAAAUAUAAUAUUUAAUUGUAAUUAACAGUUAUGCAUACUAAAUUAUUAUUAUUUUAAUCAAUUAUCGUCAUGAAAUUAGUGGAUAAUUUAACCAUAGGUAACCAUUCAAUAAAUAACAUUUCAUCAACUUGUAACCAUAAAUGAAACUUACGGCACACACAAAGCUAUUUAUAUUCGUAAAUAAACAAGUGGAGGCCAAUGUGGAGGCAUCUUAUUUGGCGUUCCGUCAUGCCGGUCGUCUCGCGCUCUGUCACAAGGAAUUACGAUAAACUUGUACGCUCUCGUUGGGUGGUCACUUCAUAAUUUUCAACUUAUUCGGGUACUUAACCCUUUUAUCAACACGUAGGUAUUAUAAAUGUGAUUGUGACUUUGUUACGUUUUUACGCCUUAUCUACUCAACUGAUUAUAAUGAACUUAAGAACGCACCUCAGGGGUACAAAAUGCGUGAUAAGCACUUGACGAGAACAAAAGCCACAUUGCUAGGUCAAACCGUAGUCAUUGGAAGAAAAGUGACAAAGGGUAACGAAGUGAAAGAAAAAGUACAACUAGAAGGAGGGCUUCAAGGAGGUACUGCAGAGAUCGUAAACGAUCGUCCAAUCAUUGGUAUUUUGGCCCAGGAACAAUCUAAAUAUCUACAACAGAAAUUCCCCAGAGAACAUUAUACAAGUUAUAUCGGAGCUUCGUAUGUCAAAGAUGUUGAGGCGUCUGGUGCAAGAGUAGUUCCUCUUAUGAUUGGGAAAGGUCGAGAUUAUUAUGAAAAUGCUCUGCAGAAACUCAAUGGAGUGUUACUUCCCGGGGGAGCUACUUACUUUAACCAGUCGAACGGGUUUGCUGACGCCGGACAACACAUUUAUGACAUCGCGUUACAGAUGAACGCAGGCGGUGAUUAUUUUCCAAUUUUCGGAACUUGCCUUGGCUUCGAGCUUCUUAUAAUAUUAGCAUCUCGACGAGAAUCCGGCGAAAACAGAGUGCCCUGUUACUCUUUCAAGAGCUUGCCGCUACAAUUUACUAAAAAUGCCCGGACAAGCAAAAUGUUUAGAAAUGCUCCAAAUGAUAUUAUGACAAUCCUUGCAACAGAAAACGUAACAGUCAACGCACACCAGUUUUGUAUAGUCGAUGAUAAUUUGAUAUCACACAAUCUGACAAACGAUUGGAGGAUUACAUCACACAGCGUUGAUGACAAUGGCACACAAUUCAUCGCGAGUAUGGAACAUAAACGGUAUCCCUUCUACGGAGUACAGUUCCAUCCUGAAAAGAGUGCAUUCGAAUGGAAGGCUUCCAAACAGUAUCCUCAUACUGCGAACGCAAUCAGAGCGAAUCGCUAUUUCAUGGACUUUUUUGUGAACGAAUGCAGGAAAAGCUCCCAUUGUUUUAUAAACACAACAGAGGAGAAUGAAUAUUUAAUAUAUAACUACACGCCCGUGUUUACUGCUCCUGUGGGAAGUGCUUUACAGCAAUGUUACUUCUUCGAGCCCCGUGGCGAAACAAAGGGUCCUUUAGACGAAAAUAAUGAUUUGGAAUCUACAAUCUAUCAAUUGGAACAAAUGUAAAUGUAGAGUUUGGUAGCGUAUUAGCUAUUACUAGUACGACACGGGCUUUCAACAACUUGAAACAGUCGUUACAAGAGCGCUGCUAAUUUGCAUCAGAAAUAUAUUGCUUUUAAUAGUAUUUCAUAUUUGUAACAAUACAACGGGGAAGUCUUUGCGCGUAUAGUAUGUAUGUAUGUAUAAACUUGUAAUAAAAUCUAUUUGGAUGUACUAAGUCUUUGGUUUUGACUUUCAAAAAGGAAAUAAAUUAGUAAAAUGUAUGGUUCCAAUCAUUUUUCAUUUGUUUUUAUUUCUGUUAAAAUACGUGAGAAAUUAAUUAGAUUACAAAAAUUUU